This is a messenger RNA of Thamnophis sirtalis, 3601 nucleotides long. Lineage: Eukaryota; Metazoa; Chordata; Lepidosauria; Squamata; Natricidae. The record is from RefSeq and is a predicted model, not a curated record.
ACAAAUCCUUAAAGGCAAAGCAAACAUUAAAAAGAGGGAGGGGGGGAAAGCAAGGCAAAGGCGAGGAGAGGAGGCUUGGAUCAAGGUGUCAAGAGCAGGACAGAAGAGGGCUAGUAACAUGACCAUUUUCGUUUGGUUUGUUUUCCUUGCUUCUCUUCUGAAGCACAUCAACGGCACUAGUCCACGCCGGGCUCCGGAGUCCAAUGGACGAAGGUAUAAUCGGAUUCAGCACGGACAGUGCACCUACACGUUCAUACUUCCUGAACAGGAUGGAAACUGUCGCGAAAGCUCUUCUGACCAAUACAACACCAAUGCGCUGCAAAGGGAUGCCCCUCACAUCGAGACAGAUUUCUCCUCCCAGAAACUGCAGCGGCUGGAGCAUGUCAUGGAAAAUUACACUCAGUGGCUACAAAAGCUUGAGAACUACAUUGUGGAAAACAUGAAGUCAGAAAUGGCUCAGCUGCAGCAGAAUGCUGUCCAAAAUCACACAGCCACCAUGCUGGAAAUAGGAACCAGCCUUCUCAGCCAGACAGCAGAACAGACAAGAAAGCUCACAGAUGUUGAAACACAAGUUCUUAAUCAAACAUCCCGGCUUGAAAUCCAACUGCUGGAAAAUUCCUUAUCUACUUACAAGCUGGAGAAACAAUUGCUCCAACAGACCCAUGAAAUCUUGAAAAUCCAUGAGAAAAACAGUCUAUUGGAACACAAGAUUCUUGACAUGGAAGAAAGGCAUAAAGAGGAACUAGAUACGUUAAAAGAGGAAAAGGGGGACCUGCAAGUUUUGGUAUCUCGUCAAACCUACAUUAUCCAAGAACUUGAGAGGCAACUAAGUAAAGCAACAACCAAUAACAGCAUUAUGCAGAAGCAACAACUUGAACUCAUGGACACAGUCCAUAGCCUGGUCAGCAUUUGUUCUAAAGAUGGAGUUUUGCUAAAGAAUGUAAAAAAGGAAGAAGAGAAGCCAUUCAGAGACUGCGCAGAUGCAUACCAAGCUGGUUUUAAUAAAAGCGGUGUCUACACAAUUUAUGUUACUAACAUAUCAGAACCUAAAAAGGUUUUUUGCAACAUGGAGACUGCAGGAGGAGGUUGGACAGUAAUACAACACCGAGAAGAUGGGAGCCUAGAUUUCCAAAAAAGUUGGAAAGAAUACAAAAUGGGUUUUGGUAGCCCCUCUGGUGAAUAUUGGCUGGGAAAUGAAUUUAUCUUUGCAAUAACCACCAGUCAAAAACAUUACUCUCUAAGAAUCGAAUUAAUGGAUUGGGAAGGAAGUCGAGCUUACUCGCAAUAUGAUAGAUUUUACAUAGGAAAUGAAAAACAGAAUUACAGGUUGGUGGUUUGAUGCCUGUGGCCCUUCCAAUCUUAAUGGAAUGUUUUAUUCAGCUGGACAACACCAUGGAAAAAUAAAUGGAAUCAAAUGGCAUUACUUCAAAGGUCCAAGUUACUCAUUACGUUCCACAACUAUGAUGAUCCGUCCCUUGGACUUUUAAAGAGGCAAUAAGAUAGUGGCCAUCUGAAGGACACCUUGUGUAAUCUUUAGAAGCAGAAGGUGGAAACUCCCUGAAAAUGCUGAAUUCCAAUAUCCUAGCCGUCUUCGGAUCUUAUUUCACUGGCUGCAGUAAACAAAGACAAGUCACUGUCCAACCUAGGGACAGGUGAAACUGUGGAUUAUGAAUAAUACAAAAUAGCUUUUGUGGCUAUUCAGUGGACAACUUUAAGGUUCGGUUGCCACCAAUAAACUGGUAUCUUUUAACCAAAGCCUUUUUUGUUGUUGUUUUGCUUUGAACAAGCAGAUUUUUUUUUAAAAUAUAGGAAAUGCAAACCAAGUGGCCUUUUGAAAAAAAAACAGAAAUAAAGUCUAAUGGAUGGCAGAAGAUGUUCGUCUGUCAAGAAAAUGGUAUCAACUCAAUGCAGAAGCAUGACUGCUAUUUAUUUGUAGCCCCUUAAAAUGCAACUAUGGCCUUACAACCUGGCAUCAGAAAAUGGGACUGAGAUAGAAAAAAAUAUCUUUAAUACCAGAACAAUAUGGAUUAUAUGAGUCAUUUCUCAUUAAAUCUACGUGAGACAUGGAGCAUCCUUCAAAGAGACAAUGAAUCAAGUUGGACAGAAAAAUAAGAGCAAUAGGUUGCGAAUUGUUAAUUGACCUGAAUGGCUAGGCUAAAAUUUGGCAGUCCAGAUAAUUGGGCUUUUCCAAAUAUUUCAACUAUGUUUGAUAGUAUGACAACAAAAGGGAUUAUUUUUCUUUCUGACUGCUACAGCUUUACUUUGCUUUAUAUGACAUUUCAGUAUGAACGUCGUAUGAAAAACAAAGAAAAAGAAAAAGCACAUCUUUUUUAAAAAAAUGCAGAAUCAAGGUUAUUUGUACAUAGAUUUAUGACAUGGAUACACAAAUACAUAAACUAUGCAAAUAUCAUAACCAUGUAUUAACUGGAUUUACUUUAUCAGUCUUGCUGGUUUGCAUGUAAAUGUUACUAGUAAAUUGCUAGACUUUCACACCUGCUAUUCAACCUUCAUUUGACAGAGUUCAACAGAAAACAAUGAGUUAUUUCCUAUAUUUAAUUUACACCUUUGGACAAUGGGUUGGAAAUUAAGGAAUACGAGAGAAGAAAGAAAUCACAGAUAUGAAUUGCAAAUGCCCUGAAUUGAAAGCAGUUAUAAUUGAGUGGAUCAAUUUAAAUGGGAAAACAAGACAUUAUUUUAAAUGAAUAGUACUAACAUGUAGUUCCCUACAUCGUGAUCUACAGUAGAUGGUACACAUAAUCCUGAAUUCAGAGAUUUCAAAGAUUGUGGGUUAUUGUGUUUGUUUCCAAUACAUCCACAUCCAAAAUUCAAUGUGCAUUCUAAUGAGUGUUGAAACCUAGUUCAGAUAUUUGGCCAAGGUGACAAGGUCUUUCAUUGAUCUUUCAGCUUCCAAUGUACAUUUAGCAUUAGACACAAUACCAUAUUAGAGGAACAUUGGCAGUUGAAUCAAACCAUCAACUCAUUUCAUUCCUAUUUUUAUGGUUUCAGAAAUGCAUAGACUUUGGCAGUAAGCUGUUGCCUAUCAUUUCUAUGUAUGCUGAUCAUUUACAUAUAAACAUGAUAUUACUUAUUUUUAUCUGUAUCCCAUUUUUCCCUUGGGAAGAUUAUAUUAAUUUGUUGAUUCAGCAAAAUAUACAUAUGUGCCUUUAAAUAUUUCCUCAAAAUAAAGAGGUUUAUGAUAAGCAAAAUACGGGAUGAUAAUUUAGAACUUUUAUACAUUUGGUCUUUUCACUGAAGUUAAAUGGGAAAUUUUGCACCUGAAUUCUUCAGGGAAUGCAGGGAAAUAGUGGGCAUUCAUGUACCGACCUCUUGGCCACUGUGUAAUAAAUAAGAACAGAAAUGUUAAAGUCUGCCCAUGACGAAUUUAAAACAAAAUCUAUGAAAAAGAAUUCUGAACCACCAAAGCAAAGGAAAACUGGUUUAAAAAAGGUUUUUUCCCCCACCCACCAUUAAUUCAUGCAGAUUCGUGUGAAGUGGAGAGACUCUAUGGUUCAGGGGUAGAUUAUAUUGACAUGUAGAAGUUCUAAAUCCUGUUCUUGUAUCGCAAGAGCCAUGGUGACACAGUGGUUAGAAUGCAGUAUUG